This is a messenger RNA of Podarcis raffonei (Aeolian wall lizard), 3549 nucleotides long. RefSeq names its product gephyrin (gene GPHN). The transcript has 28 exons. Bases 118 to 2679 code for a protein of 853 amino acids. The record is from RefSeq and is a predicted model, not a curated record. Gene Ontology annotation, biological process: Mo-molybdopterin cofactor biosynthetic process; gamma-aminobutyric acid receptor clustering; molybdenum incorporation into molybdenum-molybdopterin complex. Lineage: Eukaryota; Metazoa; Chordata; Lepidosauria; Squamata; Lacertidae. Gene Ontology annotation, molecular function: molybdopterin molybdotransferase activity. Gene Ontology annotation, cellular component: dendrite; cytoplasm; postsynaptic specialization.
CGCGCGUUCCCUUCUCCCCUCCUCCUCCUCCCCAUUCCCCGCUCUCGCGCUCCUUCUCCCCCCCCUAAUUUCCCCCCCACCCGCCUCCCUGUCAGUGCGGUGGCUGCGCUGGGAAACAUGGCGUCGGAGGGGAUGAUUUUAACGAACCACGACCACCAAAUCCGCGUCGGGGUCCUCACAGUGAGUGACAGUUGCUUCAGGAACCUUGCAGAGGAUCGUAGUGGGAUAAACCUUAAAGACCUCGUCCAAGAUCCUUCUUUGUUAGGCGGGACUGUAUCUGCAUACAAGAUAGUGCCAGAUGAAAUAGACGAAAUCAAGGAGACAUUGAUAGACUGGUGUGAUGAAAAGGAGCUUAACUUGAUUUUAACUACUGGAGGAACAGGAUUUGCGCCAAGGGAUGUCACACCAGAGAAAUUCCCAACAUUCCCAUUUUGUGGGCUCCAGAGAGGGGCUACUAAAGAAGUAAUAGAACGAGAGGCCCCAGGGAUGGCCUUGGCAAUGCUGAUGGGAUCACUUAAUGUUACACCUCUGGGCAUGCUCUCUAGACCUGUAUGCGGAAUCAGAGGGAAAACUCUUAUAAUUAAUCUUCCAGGUAGCAAGAAGGGGUCCCAGGAAUGCUUUCAGUUUAUACUGCCAGCCCUACCUCAUGCCAUUGACCUUUUGCGGGAUGCCAUUGUAAAAGUAAAAGAGGUGCAUGAUGAACUUGAAGAUCUACCUUCACCACCACCACCUCUUUCUCCACCUCCAACCAUCAGCCCACACAAGCAGACAGAAGACAAAGGUGUACAGUGUGAGGAAGAGGAGGAAGAGAAAAAAGAUAGUGGAGUUGCUUCAACAGAGGAUAGUUCCUCCUCACAUAUAACUGCUGCAGCCAUUGCAGCUAAGAAGCAUCCAUCCUACACCAGUUCUGCUGUUAUCAUGGCAAAAGGUGAACAUCCCAUUCCUGGUCUCAUCUGUUAUUCCCAUCACGCAUCAGGCAGUGCAGGAAAACCGAUUCCAGAUUCCAUCAUAUCUCGUGGUGUUCAGGUGCUUCCACGAGACACGGCCUCACUUAGCACUACCCCUUCAGAAUCUCCUCGUGCACAGGCCACCUCUCGCCUCUCCACUGCUUCCUGCCCAACACCAAAACAAAUUAGACGCCCGGAUGAAAGCAAAGGAGUUGCUAGUAGAGUUGGAUCCCUCAAACUCCAUCGAAAGCUGGAGGAGCUCAGAGAUCACCUAGAAGGAAAUGUCAAAGGAUGCUCUCUCCGAGUAAAUGCUCGGCUCCCUUCGUGCUCAUCCACCUAUAGUGUUUCUGAGGUCCAAUCCAGGUGCAGCAGUAAGGAGAAUAUCCUCAGAGCCAGUCAUAGUGCUGUAGACAUUACAAAGGUGGCAAGAAGACACCGUAUGUCUCCAUUUCCAUUAACAUCUAUGGACAAAGCCUUCAUCACAGUGCUGGAGAUGACCCCAGUGCUUGGAACAGAAAUAAUAAAUUAUCGAGAUGGAAUGGGCAGAGUCCUUGCCCAAGAUGUUUAUGCAAAAGACAACCUACCACCCUUCCCAGCUUCAGUAAAAGAUGGUUAUGCUGUCAGAGCUGCUGAUGGACCUGGGGAUCGUUUCAUCAUUGGGGAAUCCCAAGCUGGUGAACAACCAACUCAAACUGUAAUGCCUGGUCAGGUAAUGAGAGUUACAACUGGUGCUCCAAUACCCUGUGGUGCUGACGCUGUGGUGCAGGUGGAAGACACAGAACUCAUCAGGGAAUCAGAUGAUGGCACCGAAGAACUUGAGGUGCGCAUUCUGGUGCAGGCUCGACCAGGCCAAGAUAUCAGACCUAUAGGACAUGACAUUAAAAGAGGUGAAUGUGUGCUGGCCAAGGGAACCCAUAUGGGUCCAUCAGAGAUAGGUCUCCUAGCAACUGUUGGAGUAACAGAAGUUGAAGUUAACAAGUUUCCAGUGGUUGCAGUAAUGUCCACAGGGAAUGAACUAUUGAAUCCUGAAGAUGACCUGCUACCAGGAAAGAUUAGAGACAGUAAUCGUUCAACUCUUCUAGCAACAAUUCAAGAACAUGGGUACCCAACAAUCAACUUGGGGAUUGUGGGAGAUAAUACCUUUGAACUCAUUGGCCAGAACUCUGGAAGUCCAGAUGAUUUACUUAAUGCCUUGAAUGAGGGUAUCAGUCGUGCUGAUGUAAUCAUCACAUCAGGAGGUGUGUCCAUGGGUGAAAAGGACUAUCUUAAACAGGUGCUGGACAUUGAUCUUCACGCUCAGAUUCACUUUGGCAGGGUUUUUAUGAAACCAGGGUUGCCAACAACCUUUGCAACUUUGGAUAUUGAUGGUGUAAGAAAAAUAAUAUUUGCACUCCCAGGGAAUCCUGUGUCAGCAGUUGUUACCUGCAAUCUUUUUGUUGUCCCAGCACUGAGGAAGAUGCAGGGAAUCCUGGAUCCUCGUCCCACUAUCAUAAAAGCCAGGUUAUCAUGUGAUGUGAAAUUGGACCCUCGUCCAGAAUAUCAUCGGUGCAUACUGACUUGGCAUCACCAAGAACCACUGCCUUGGGCACAAAGUACAGGGAACCAGAUGAGCAGUCGUCUGAUGAGUAUGCGCAGUGCCAAUGGACUGUUGAUGCUACCUCCAAAGACAGAGCAGUAUGUGGAACUUCAUAAGGGCGAGGUGGUUGAUGUCAUGGUCAUUGGAAGACUAUGAUGUCACCAGCAAGAGAGAAGUUUUGAUGCAUGUCCACAUAUCAUUGACUGUAUCCUGUAAUAUGCAACGGCACAGCUAGUUUUUCUGAUUUGGAUAAAAGUUGAUCAGUAUAGUCAACACCUUGAACUAUAUUUCAAAUGAAUUUAAAUAAAUACCUUUUAAAAAAAAACUUUAAAAACAAAUCUUAAAGAAAUCUAUUCUGAUUAUAUCAAAGCAACUUUUUCCUUUCUUGCAAUUGCUUUGUGUGUUCAAUGCUAGUUCUGAUAGCGGUAGCUUUUAGUAGACAGCGGUAGGUGCCUGCAGAACUUGUGUUUUUUCUCAUCUUUAAGAUACAACUACUUAUGCUCUUAAAACAAGGCUGUCUGCUUAUUUAUACUAGCGUAGACAACACUUGGAUUUCCCUUAUUAGUAUGCUUCAUAACCGCUUCACAGAAAGCUUCUGCUUGUUCUUUAUCUUGUAUCUCGUGUUGAUGUGCACAGUGCCAAAAGCAGAGUGGCUGCAUUGGGAACCCGACCAAGCCCCGAGGUUUUCACCCCUUGCUGCGCGUUCAGGGAUAUCUGUCAUCCCAGCAGCCACCCAGCUCAGUACUAUUGGGCAGUAACUGGAUACCUUUUGUUUAAACAAACAACAAAAAUUGCUUCCUUAAGUGCUGACAGCCUUUUUAACCAAUACAUUUAAAAAUGUACAGAAUUAAAAUCUUAAAAAAUCAAAGACUGAUCUUGUACAGAUAUUAGUGUUACCAGCAUUCGUGUGGAAAUUAAAUGAGAAAAGAAAUAAAACUAAUGUUAAACAACUCUGUACCAUAACAUUUUCUGUAAUGAUACUGAAACUUAAAUGAAUAAAAAAAAAUCCUGGAUCAUUAUUUAAAA